UUUUUAUUUUACUUUGAAUUUACAAUAAAAAACGUACGUAGCUCAUGUAAUACUGCGUGUUGUUUUUCUAUAGUUCUUUUUCGUCUCAUUAGCAGAAGCUAGGCAUCUAUAUGUACAUAUCACGUAUUUACAUAUACAAAUAAAACUAAAUUUUCGUACAUUUCUCAACAUCGCAUAAGAAUGACGCGGUAUGCUCUGAUUCCAUACAUGGUACCUAUUCAUGUUAUAUUCAGCCACAUCCUUUGGAUGGACCGAUACGGGCCACCUCCCAAAUAAUACGGCUUUAUCAAUCCCGUGUCGGGGAAACGUUUCCAUCACUUGCUCGGAUACAACUGAAGUCGAGUGGAAAGUAGACACUAGUGACCAAACCACCAACUUUAUAAAGGAGAUCAGUCCAAAUGAAAAAAUUCUCAAAAUAGAGAAAAUCACACCCUACGAUACGGGUAUUUACAAAUGCGUGUCCAAGAAAAACUCCACUAUGUUCAAAAGGCUCAUUAUUACUAUUUGGGGUGACCGACUAAAUGCUGCAGGACUUCCCAAGUACCCGCCGCCUUCGAUCCCAUAUACUGGUCACUUAUCACUGGAAACUUGAGGUAUUGGCCACUGGGUGAAUGUACGAGCAUAAAGCUGAUACUUACCUUUACCUAUCGUCGUCGUAUAGAAAAUGGAAAUUCAUCGCAGCCCAAAGCACGAGUGGAAAACGUUGCUGAAAACAUGUUAAGAAACGAAGUUGUGGUGUGCAAGUCCAGUCGACCUAUGAAAUAUUUAUUAAAAAUUUUUUUUUGAACACCUUGUUAGGUACUUUAUGCUUUAUUUUUUCAUUUUUUGUUAUAUUCGAAGCGGCUGCUCCUGCUGUAUUUUUUUGACAUCAAAAUUGUUUUUAUUUUUAUUUGUUUGUUUGCACGUAUGUUUAAUUGUUUAUUGUCUGCGUGUUCUUCCAUUUUUUGUAGGUUUUUUCUUUCAGUACCUUUUGAGUUUUAUUCAAGAAAUAUUAAUAUUAUGUUUGUAGAAAUUUGUCAAUUGGUUCAUAUGUAUUUCACUCUUGAGUGCAUUUUAAUUGACGAGAAAUUACAAUUUUUGAGUAGAGAA
Planococcus citri (citrus mealybug) is the source of this 1089-nucleotide messenger RNA. RefSeq lists its product as uncharacterized. Bases 221 to 592 code for a protein of 123 amino acids. The transcript has 5 exons. NCBI's taxonomy places the organism in Eukaryota, Metazoa, Arthropoda, Insecta, Hemiptera, Pseudococcidae. The record is from RefSeq and is a predicted model, not a curated record.